This is a messenger RNA of Diatraea saccharalis (sugarcane borer), 1108 nucleotides long. The record is from the annotation of a GenBank genome assembly. Lineage: Eukaryota; Metazoa; Arthropoda; Insecta; Lepidoptera; Crambidae.
UUGUCAACAUCGUUUGUCACUGAACAAUUCGUUUUCAGUCCUUAAAUUUCUCCGAAGUCCCUACUACACUCUCCAAGAUGGGUAGGGAGGACAAGGCAACCUGGAAGUCCAAUUACUUCACCAAAAUUAUCCAACUCUUAGACGAGUACCCAAAAUGUUUCUUAGUGGGUGCAGACAACGUAGGUUCAACUCAAAUGCAGCAGAUUCGUAUCUCGCUACGUGGCCAUAGCAUUGUGUUGAUGGGCAAAAACACAAUGAUGCGCAAAGCUAUCAAAGACCACUUGGAGACCAACCCAGCCUUGGAAAAACUAUUGCCGCACAUCAAGGGCAACGUAGGCUUUGUGUUCACCCGUGGAGACCUUGUCGAAGUUCGUGACAAGUUGCUGGAGAACAAAGUCCGUGCUCCGGCCCGUCCUGGUGCUAUCGCUCCCCUGGCUGUUGUCAUUCCGGCUCAUAACACUGGCCUAGGACCUGAGAAGACUUCCUUCUUCCAGGCUCUAUCCAUCCCAACCAAGAUUUCCAAGGGAACUAUUGAAAUCAUCAAUGAUGUCCACAUCUUGAAGCCCGGUGACAAGGUGGGAGCUUCUGAAGCCACCCUGCUCAACAUGUUAAACAUCUCUCCGUUCUCAUAUGGUCUUGUAGUGAAACAGGUAUAUGAUUCUGGCACCAUUUUCGCGCCUGCCAUCCUGGAUAUCAAGCCAGAGGACUUGCGUGCCAAGUUCAUGGAGGGAGUGGCGAAUGUAGCGGCCGUCUCGCUGACCAUCGGCUACCCGACCGUCGCCUCCGCGCCUCACUCCAUCGCCAACGGAUUCAAGAACCUGCUCGCCAUCGCGGCCGUCACCGAGGUUGACUUCAAGGAGGCCACCACCAUCAAGGAAUUCAUCAAGGACCCAUCGAAGUUCGUUGCCGUUGCCGCUGCCCCUGUCGCUGCUGCUCCGGCCGCCGACAAGAAGGUUGAAGAGAAGAAAGAGGAGAAGGAGGAGUCUGAGAGUGACGACGACAUGGGUUUCGGUCUCUUCGACUAAAUCCUCGUGUCUUAAAACACCCACUGAGACGUGGGCCAUCAACGCCGCCGGGUUGGAUACCUAUAUGGCGGCUGAUGUGUCUU